AUGGAAAAGGGAAAAACUUCAGACUCCUCUUCAUCCACUCAGCCACACGUUGAUCGUGAUGAAAUACAAUUCGGACUCGAUCAUUUGGCUGGAACUUUAUAUACUAAAUUGGACAAGGAACAGAAUACCUUCUUGAUUCAAGUCAAAGAGGCAGCAACGGGAAGAACGUGGAAGAGAGUUAUUGGUUCCGAAGAUGCUUUGGAAAUCAGUAAACAAGGAACCAAGUUGAGCGUUGAAGCUAUUGCUCAAAUGGUCAUGAGUGCUUUUAAAGGAGAAGAAAAGAAUUUAUCGCUUGAACUCUUGUUUUGUACUGAAUGUUAUCCAUUGAGCACCCCUUCUUCCGAGAUGAAAAAUCUCACUCCAACUUUGAACGAAAUUCAAUCAGAAAAGUGUGCACUCGUGGUUGAAAUAUCACUCAAAGCUGUGUUCUUAACUGUUAAAGUUGCCUUCACAUUAGAGGAAGUUGAACGAAGCGAGCAGGUGAUGAUUGAAGAUUUAAUGCGAAAAAACUUUUAUUUCAGUCAAAUGAUUGAGAGAUUGGAACUCAAAAACACGCUACUUGAGCACAAAUAUUUACUUCAAAGCAAACAGAUCAGUGAUUUGGAAAAUAGGCUUACUGAACUCACUCAAUUGUUCAUUCAAACAUUGCAAUUGCAAAAAUUGAGAAACAUGGAAACUUUACUCGAACAACAACCAUCACAAGAGGCAUAUGAAGAGACCGUUGAAGAGGUGGAUCAGUUUUCUGAGGCAUGCAACCCUAAUUGCGUCAUUUCCGAAGAUAAAAAAAGAGUUCAUGCUAAGGAAAACGCCUGGGGAACCACUUGUAGGCUAAGCAAUCACGUAUCUGUCCACAACAAUUAUGUAGAAUUUGUAAUUGAGAAAUUUAUGGAGGAAUGUGUCUUAUUCUUUGGUAUCAUCACUUCCGAGUACGACAAGCAACUUUGCACUGAGAACAACGUUAUUGGAUCGAGUCAAUACAGCAAUUCCUUUGCUCUCUCCUUGACAGAUAAAAAGUUCUACUGCAAUGGUAGAAGCGUAUCAGAGGCAUUUGUUCAAGAACCUACCGAGUGGAAAGUUGGUGACAAGAUUGGUAUGCUUGUUGACUUUAAGCAAGCCUCACUCAAUUACUUUUUGAAUGGUAAACUCAUUGCUCAAACGUUCAAGGGACAAGUAGAUGAAAACAAGAGAUGGUACUUUUGUGUUAGCUUGUGUAAAGCUGGCGAUUGUGUUUCCAUUGCACCUAAGGAUGAAUAA
Messenger RNA from Naegleria lovaniensis, 1254 nucleotides. RefSeq lists its product as uncharacterized. The record is from RefSeq and is a predicted model, not a curated record. Bases 1 to 1254 code for a protein of 417 amino acids. The transcript has a single exon. Lineage: Eukaryota; Heterolobosea; Eutetramitea; Acrasida; Naegleriidae.